Molecule: messenger RNA, 1026 nt
Organism: Spirometra erinaceieuropaei
Lineage: Eukaryota; Metazoa; Platyhelminthes; Cestoda; Diphyllobothriidea; Diphyllobothriidae
Source: the annotation of a GenBank genome assembly
AUGUGGGUGCCGGCUAGAUCCUCUUCUGGGGCGGUCGCCUCAGGGCAGAGGGACGAGACGCGGGUUUCCCCUCGCCAUCCGGAACAACAUCGUGAGACGAAUGGCCUGUCUGCCGCUGGGCAUCAACUAUCGGCUGAUGAGCCUUCGCCUGCCUCUCCGGAAGGACAAAUUCGCUACCAUCUUCAGAGCCUACGCCCCCCCUUGACGAGCCCCAAUGCUGCAAAAGACAAUUUCUACGAGGACCUGCAGGCCCACCUGACGAAUAUGUCAAAGGCGGACAAGUCGUUUGUCCUCGGUGACUUCAAAGCAUGCGUCGAAACAGACCAUGCAGUCUGGCAAGGAGUGCUAGGUCUCCGUGGUCUCUUCGGCUCCAAUAACGACUGCAUGUUCCCUUCCUGCACCUUCGCAAAACACCGGCUCAUCCUGACGAACACCUUCUUCUGUCUGCCGGAGCGAGAGAAGGCCACCUGGAGGCAUCCUCGGUCGCGUCAGUGGCACCUGCUGGACUAUGUCCUCGUCCGAAGGCGAGACCAGCGGGACGUACUCGUGGCAAAGGCGGUCGCGGGUGCUGACGGGUGGACCAACCAUCGCCUUGUCAUCUCGAAGACGCGUAUUCACCUACGGCCUCGCAAGAGACCACAAGGUAAGCGACCCUCAGGUAAGCGGAAUAAUGCCUUGUUAUCUUUGCCCGCUCAUCAUCUUCAUUUCAGUCAUGAGCUAGCUCGACGGUUAGACAACCUUCCAGUCGCUGCCGCCGCUGCCGCCGCUGCCGCCGCUGCCGCCGCUGCCGCCGCUGCUGACGAGGACGCCUCCGUAAAAAACUGCGGGGCACAGUCCAGUCGAUGGCGCUGGCCGUCCUCUGUCGGGCACGCCGCCAACAUCAUCGACAACGACGCCGCCAUUAACAACCUGCUCGCCGAGAAGAACAGCUUACACAAAGCCUACGCAGACCACCCCACCGAAGACAACAGAGCUGCAUUCUACUGCAGUCGCCGCCCUAUGCAACAGCGACUGCAUGAGAUGUAG